AUGAAGACCUUCGGCCGGUGGGCAUUUGUCCUACUGCCGUGGAUAGUUGGUACUGUCUUCGGUCAAGGCAGUACUGGCGCAGGUCCUUCGCAAUCGCCACUUGAUCUCAUCUCUCAGAUUCCUCCAUGCGCUGUUUCUUGUGUUAGCGAUUCGUUCUUAAACUCAGGAUGUGGGCUUGACAACAUCGCACCCUGCAUUUGUACCAACGUCACCCUGUUGAAGGGCAUGUCAGAAUGCAUUCAAGCAGCUUGCGAGUGGAGAGAUCAGCUGAAGUUGUCUUACACAACCGAUGAUUUGUGCCGACCCUACCCCCAUGCGUCCCGAAAAUUGGAGAUAAAAGUGGUCGUGGCGAUACUGGCUGUGAUCACGUUCCCUAUUGUCGCUUUGAGACUCUACUCUCGAUUGACAAUAGCAGGUCGGCUCGAACUUGACGACUGGACUACCGCUGUGACAGGGGUUAUUUUGGCAGUGACUCUUGGGUGUGUUAUUGCGACCGCCAAACUUGGAUUUGGGCUUCAUUACUGGAAUGUGAAUCCCGCGAAUGCCCAGCGCAUUCUCCAGCUUUACUAUGCUGUGCAGAUGCUCUAUAUAAUCGUUCUCAUCUUGGCCAAAGUGUCAAUUGUCGCCCUCUAUCAUCGUGUUUUUCCAGAUCGCAAGUUCCAGCUUAUUAACAAGCUAGUCUUUGCGUUUCUUACUGGCCAUGGAUUGGUCUUUGUAUUUGUUAUCAUGUUCGAAUGCACUCCAAUCAACAGCAUAUGGGAUCGAACCCUACAACGGAAGUGCAUCAAUGUUAACGCAGUCGCCAUGGCCAGUGCUAUUCUCAGCAUCGUCGAGGACAUUGUAAUACUUGCAAUGCCUAUUCAACAACUCAGCAAGCUGCAAUUAGGAAUCAAAAAGAAAAUUGCAGUUUGUUUUAUGUUUAGCCUAGGUUCGUUGUGCUUGUAUCACUUCGAUAAUUCGCCUCAGAUGGCUUGUGCUGUUUGCUGA
Colletotrichum truncatum is the source of this 987-nucleotide messenger RNA. NCBI's taxonomy places the organism in Eukaryota, Fungi, Ascomycota, Sordariomycetes, Glomerellales, Glomerellaceae. The record is from RefSeq and is a predicted model, not a curated record.